Messenger RNA from Rhizopus microsporus ATCC 52813, 4276 nucleotides. RefSeq lists its product as uncharacterized. The transcript is spliced from 15 exons. NCBI's taxonomy places the organism in Eukaryota, Fungi, Mucoromycota, Mucoromycetes, Mucorales, Rhizopodaceae. The coding region runs from base 254 to 4252 and encodes 1332 amino acids. Gene Ontology annotation, biological process: tRNA methylation. The record is from RefSeq and is a predicted model, not a curated record. Gene Ontology annotation, molecular function: RNA binding; tRNA (guanine) methyltransferase activity.
GAAAAUGAACAACUAAAGACAAUGGGCGCUAAUGAUAUGGAUCAUUGGAUAGAGUUAAUCUUUAGUAUUGCAACGGCCAUGAUUCCGUGUACAGAUGCUACCGUACGAAGCAAAUUAGCACAUGAUCUAUUGCCAAAUUUACUCCGUUGGAAGCAACAUAACAAAGAUUUCGGAAAGCAAAUCUAUUGGUGUGAGGCAAGUACUAUGGCAUGAAGUGUUUCUUACUGAUCAUCCGGGCUUAUGCAUAUUCUAGAUGUUAUGGCAACGUACGCUUCAAAUGUAUGGCCUUCCUGCUACCAAUCUCUUGAGAUUAGAAAUAUAUGGGCUCAUCGCUCGAUUCUUUGAUUUUUAUUUUGGAUUGGAUGAAGGAAAGCAGACACCGGAUAUUCGUACGGACCUUCGCUUUGAAGAAAGCUUCUUUAUGAUCUUACAAAGUGGAUUACGAAGCAAUGAUUCAUUAGCUCGAAAGUACUCUGCUUAUAUUCUUAAGCGAAUUAUUGACUUUACCGAAAAAUAUCCCUCCACCAUUGCUACCAAGACUGAAAACGAUUGGACUCGAUUCUUCAGAUGGAAUGUGGAUAAAACCAAGCAGUACUCGGAUUGUUGGGAGGACUGGUUUCUGCUGUAUGACAUUAUGCAUGAAAGCGUCAUCCAUCUCGUCGAUCCUGUGCUACAUCGGUUUGAAAGUCUAUUAAAUGCAGAUAACGGAAUGGAUCCAUCUUGGUGGACACUCAUUUUCUAUCGUGGAUUCCAGAAUGAGACAGCCUCUGUUAAAAGAGGUUUACUAGAAUACAUCUUUUCCAGAGAAAACUCUCAGACAUUGCAUAAAAUGGGCGUAGAACAAGGCUUCAUGUUUGGUGCACUAUUCAAAACGGUUGACAACACUUCUCUAUUUCAAGUACCUACACAAGGGGCCCUCGUUAGUCCUUUUGGAGAGCAUCUCAGAGCAUUCAUCUACCGUCUUGUACAGGCCUUGCAGACAGAACAUAAGGUCAAUUUCUUGCGACAACUUAUUCACCAUUUUUCUCAUGUCGUAAGCAGCCCGGCACCUAUCCUCUAUGCUAUGGAAGCUUUGGCUGAAGUGGAUCGUGUCAGUGCAUGGGGUCCAGAAGAAUUAAAGUCAUUAAGGGUUUUGGUCGAUCGUCACAGAAACUUCAACAUUCCAACUACUAAAAAGUUCUUGCGUAAAUUGGGUGUUGCUGCUACCGUCAGACUUGCUCAUACAGCAACGUUAUCAUUCUCUGAUAUCGCAAAGACUGUCUCUUCGCUUGUAAACGAGUAUCCUAUAAAGGCCUCAUCACAAGAAUUCAGAAUGAUUCGAUACUGGCUUGAAAAUGAUGUAUCUGCAAAUAAGUCAUUAGACAGUAUUCGACAAGGAUUAAAAGAUCGUAUAGAGACAUAUGUAUGCGAAUUGAAAUCUGAAGAUAUUCCAGAAACUGUCUUACGCUCACAAGCUAAUGUACUUGCACGUGCCUCAGUCUUUGCCGUCUCUACUAAUGAAGGUCAUGUUGACAAGGAAAAGUUACUAGAUCUUCUCAAUGCAUUCUUGAUACAUCUGACAGAUUCAUCCAUCUCCGAUGUUAUGUUCUCUAGAUUACUGACUCUGUUGGAGUCAUUGUGGGAGAACUUUGAGGCCACCUUUGAUAACCAGCUCAAUUUUACAAAGGCUGUGCACCUUGAUGAUGAUGCACUUUUGUAUAUAUUAGCAAGAAUCGAAGGAAAAUAUCUUAAUAAGGAAGAAUCAAAUGUUGUUGAUGGGGAUGUAGUCGAUCUUUAUCUUUCAUUGACCAAAAGGAUACUUGGAAAAGAAAGUGCUCUCGAAUUAGAAAAUAAAACGGAAGCUAUUCAGACUUAUUAUGAAAAAUGCAUUGAUUUAUUAAAACAUCGUAGUUCAGCUGUAGACCCAAAUAAGGAACUAUCAAAGCCAUUCCAUAUUCAGUUACUAAGAAUACUCUAUCAAGCUGCCACAGAUCUAUCUUACUACAGUCUGGAUUAUGAUGAUCAGGCACUUUCUUUGGUACAUGGUCUACCGAUGAAGCGUACUCAAGAAGCUAUUCAACAAAGAUCAUGGGGAGACGUGAUUGCAUCAUUUAUUCGAUAUAAAUGGGAGUGCGUCGAGAGCAUCAUUUUGUAUGCUAAUGCUGCCCGAAAGAGCAAUGUUACAAAGGAAUGCUUUGAUCCUGUCGAACUAUACGAGGUAGCCAUCGAUCAACUGGAAAGUGCUUCAGAAAUGUGUGGUGAGGCAAUUAUCAGCAGCUUUGGCCCACUCUUUGCCUUUCCAUGGGAAAAGAACUCUGAGCUUGUUAGCCGUUGUGUUGAUCUUGCAAUUGAACUGAUGAAAGAAAACAUCAACCAAUCCAAGACGUUUCCUUUGCUUAUCAAAGCAUUUAUCAAUGUCAUAUUUCAACCCGAGCUUUUGAGUGUGCCCGAGUUAAAUGAAGAAAAUGGUCCUAUAAAAAAGGCUCUUCAUAUGGUACUUGACACUGGCGACCUUAAGCCAUUUAUUGUUGCUCAAGCAUCCAAGCACCUACACAGUUACUGGUCUACAUUUACAGAAGAUGCCUGUAGAUCCAUGCAGCAGUAUGCACCUGAAUUUUCUAAACUCGCUGUCUUUGGCCCAUUGCGAGACCGUGAAGAUCAAAAGUUAGAGGCUGCCAUCUCUUUAAAAAUUGCUACAUCAGAAGAACUUGAAGAGGCUGAAGGAACGGCAGCAAGUGUGUUCAAUCAAAAUGAUUACCUUGUACGAGUUUACAUGAAUGAUAUCUUAUUAAGAUUGGAUACAAAUAAUGAAAGGCACAGAGAGUUUGCAAAUACUCUCCUGACUUCAUUUUUCCAUAUCCUGGAAAAUGAUGCAUUAUAUGAGUACAUGUACACAAAUACGGUUGAGCAUCGCUUGAAGUUAAGAGUAUGCUGUUCCACUAUUCUCAUCAUCGACCUGGUAUCUGAAGACAAGGUAGACGCAUGUUUGGAAAUUCUGUUUGAAAUUACAAGAAAAGAAACUGUUACUUCUGUCCGAUGUUAUUUGGAGUGGUCUAUCAUUCGCCUUCUUUGUAGAUUCCCUGAUCGCCUACCUCUUUAUUACCAAAAACUAUCCGAUACAUCACAUAAGCCCAACUACGUGAUCUCACUGCUUACUCUUUCAUUUACACUUGGCCAAUGUUUACCAGAGACAUGCAUAGAAGGAUACUUUGAUGAAAUCUUUAUUCGUCUGCUUCCAUGGCUAAUCACCAAUCACUUCACGAUACGUCUUUUUGCUUAUUGCGGCUGGCAACACAACUGGAAGGCCUGUAUCAAGCGUGGUCAUGGCGCCAUGCUCGAAAACAACAGAUACCUUGACUCGAUUGGCAACUUUAUGGAGACAUAUGUUGACUGCAUUAAGUUCUUUGAUAAAAUUCAAGCACAGUUUUAUAUGGCAAGAUUUGAUCCUAUCCAGGAUUUUAAUGUCGAAUUCAUCUUUCGUCAAAUGAUGACCGAGUUUCAAGUUAUUGAUAAUGAAAAGAUAGGAUCGAAAGCGUUCGUAAGAGUUAAUCCUCAGAGAGUAAAGAGAUGUCCAUUUGAAAAUCCUGAACGAGGAUCAGUUUAUACAGCAGCAGAUCCUUCAGAGCUUAUUGGCACAGAGCAACCCGAUGCUAUGGCAACGAUAGAUACGCUUUCCAAUCAAAGUUCUGAAGAUGUGUAUCAGAAAAAGAUCAUGCCUUGGGAAAUGAUGCUGGAAACAGAUAUGGAUCUCACAAAGAAUCUCGUCAAGAAGAACAGACGUCGUAAUGACUUGAUUGUCGUUGCUAGUUUGAUUGAUCGAUUGCCUAAUCUCGCUGGUCUCUGUCGUACCUGUGAAAUCUUUAAUGCUUCAUUACUCGUUGUGCCAACCCUAAAGAUCAAGGAAGACAUUGGCUUCACUAGUGUGAGUGUUGCUUCUGAGAGGUGGAUGCCCAUGACUGAAGUUCCAGAAAGUGAAGUAGCUAAAUUCCUAAAGGAGAAGAGAGAAGAAGGCUAUACAAUUUGUGGUUUAGAGCAAACAACAACAAGUGCAACCUUGGGAGAAUAUAUGUUUCCAGAAAAAUGCGUUUUGCUCUUGGGUAAAGAAAAACAAGGUGUUCCUGCUGAUCUUUUACAGAUGCUUGAUAUUACUAUCGAGAUUCCUCAGUAUGGCAUUACUCGCUCUUUGAAUGUCCAUGUAAGCGGUGCUAUCUGUAUUUAUGAAUAUACGAAACAAAUGCAAUGGAGACAACAAGCAGCCAUCAAUCAAUCAUAGGAUGCUUAGCAUACUUUUAUACAU